Molecule: messenger RNA, 1297 nt
Organism: Penaeus vannamei (Pacific white shrimp)
Lineage: Eukaryota; Metazoa; Arthropoda; Malacostraca; Decapoda; Penaeidae
Source: RefSeq, a predicted model, not a curated record
UGGAUGGAGAACAGCGUCCCGGGAUCGACUUGCCAACAUGAGUUCAAAAUUCGACGGUUUGCUCAUCCAACUCGGGACAGGAAAGUGGAAUAUGCUGUACUUCCUGGCGUCCUCAUACUGGUGUCUCCUGGUGCCGCCCCAAUUCAUCAACGGGGUUUACGUGGCGCCGCCCCUUCGCUACACGUGCCGCCCACCGCCCGACGCCAAUGUCACUUCUGUGUCCGACAACUCGUGCAAGUACUCCACCAACGGGUCUUCCGGCGUCGAGGAGGAGCUCCCCUGCACCGAGUGGGACUUCGACACCUCCGUCUUCACUUCCACCUUGACGUCUGAAUUUGACCUGGUAUGCGACCGGGAACACCUCCAGGCGACCUAUCAGGGAAUCUACAUGCUUGGCACCUUCGUCAGCCCGCUCCUGGGAGGGUACCUGGCAGACAGAUACGGCCGUCUGGUGGUUGUGAUCAUAACCCAGGUGGUUGUGUCUAUAACCUCCGUGGGCAUCGUCUUCUUAUCAGACUUCACGUUCAUCUUAGCCGUUCGCUUCGUCAUGGGAUCCGUCAACCUUCUUACCUUCUUCGUGCUGGCCAUGGAGGUAUGUGAGCCCAAGCACCGUUCAACCGUGGGCAUUUUGAUCGGCCUACCAUGGGCGCUGGGUACCAUGUGGUGGGGUAUGAUGGCAUUUUUCAUCCGGGACUGGAGAUGGCUGCAGCUCGCCGUGUCUCUCCCGACGGUGCUCAUCUUCCCGUUCCUGUACGUGAUGGACGAGUCCCCGCGCUGGCUCAUCGUGCGGGGCCACCACGAGAAGGCGCUGAAGGUGCUGGAGAAGGCAGCCCGGUGGAACAAGGCGACUCUGCCGGCGCCGAGUAGCCUGUACGCCCUCAUGUCUGAGAUUCAAGAGGAGUCCACCACAGCGAAGCACAAGCCAAAAGCAGGAGAGAAAAACAAGAAAUGUGGAUUCCCAAGCAUGCCUGCUCUGCUCAGCACCCGCGCGAUCACCACCAUCACGGCCGUCGUCUGCCUGGACUUCUUCGCCGUGUCCCUGGUCUUCGAUGGCCUCAACCUCAGCGGGGCCAACUUCAGCGCCGACCCCUUCCUCUACAUCAUCCUCGGGGGCCUGAUGGAAGUCCCCGGCUACUCCCUGACGGCGCCUCUCAUCCAGCGCUUCGGCAGGAGGUGGCCCACGUCCGCGAGCUACUUGAUCUGCGGCAAAAUCAUUGCCUCUGGAAGAUCUGUCGCUAUAAGCAAAUUGCUUGCGUUCUUCAUGACAGUUAGCACUCGCCUCAACACUAAACUUUAA